AAAUUCAUAAAUCAUAUGACAUAUUUUAAUUGUCUCCUCAUCACCUCUCUUGAAAAUUGAGCAGCAAAUAUAUUCACUCCCAUAGAAUUUUCUUUAUCUCGAGAAUCAAGCUCUUUUAUUACUGGUUAGUUAUGUUUUCCAGAAUGUAGCAUAAUGUUUCUUUGGAGGAAAAAAAGGAUGCUAUGUUGUAGUCUACAUGGUGUCUUACAUUGAUCCUAUUCGACGUCCCAUUGUUUCUUUUACUAAAUAUUUAUAAACUUGAAAAGAUUUCUCUGUUCAUGUGCCUAUUAUUAGCCAUGAAUAUUGUUGGAUUUAUCUUAAUAUGCCUGGUACAUCAUACUUCUGACAGAGCUUUUUUGACGCAGGUAUGAACUCCGUUUUUCUGAACUUUAUACUCAUAUCCAGGCCAAGCAUCGUCAAACUCACAAAUACUAUGCUACUUACAACAUAUUGUUGGAGAUAAAAGAAUUGAUGCUAAAGGAAACAUCGUUACUGAAUUCCAUAAGCUCACAGUUUAAAGGUGCUCUUACUAGCCCUGCUGGUCGAAAGAAAUUGAUUGAUUCCAUGGAAGGAAUUCUGCACGGGACUCAACAGAAGCUGGAAAAGGUGCAAAUUGCUCUAGAGUCGGAGCAGAAAGCUCGUGAAGCUCUCAAGGCGACACAUGCAGCUGCUGUUUCAGAGCAAAGACAUUACAAUUCUAUCUUAAAAGCUUUCCAGGUGGAAUGUGCAAGGAAUGAGAGACUUCGCGUGCAGAAUUCACAAGUACAUUUACCAAGUUGAUAUUUAUGACUGGUCGAAGAAGUGUUCCAUUCUACAAGCAACGGAUGGCUACUGGGUUUGAUUUCCUUCUAUUGUUUGUACUAUUUAUCUAGCUAUACUAUAUAUUAGAAAUUUAUUUAUUCCUGCUAGAAAAGUUUCUUAAUUACAAUUAUAUAAACUUACCAAUUAUAUACAAUUUAAUAAUUGUAAAGUA
This is a messenger RNA of Nicotiana tabacum (common tobacco), 973 nucleotides long. The record is from RefSeq and is a predicted model, not a curated record. NCBI's taxonomy places the organism in Eukaryota, Viridiplantae, Streptophyta, Magnoliopsida, Solanales, Solanaceae.